GUCGUGCCUCGCCUCGGAAUCCCCAGCGCUCGGGAGCAGGCCGUGCGUCCGCAGAUGAAGCCCGCGCGGGCCAGCCCCCGGCCGCGCCCCACCUCCCGGCCGCCUCCCAGGCCCGCCCUCGUCUCUCCUUCCUCUCAGAAGCCGCCACCUCUCGUCGCAGCCUGCGGACGUGCCGGGGCGCCCGCGCGGGCCGCCUGGGACCUGAGGCCCGCUUCCUUCCCCGCGCGUGUGGCUGACGCACCAACCCUCUCCCCGACUCCGCCUAGCCCGGAGAGCCGCGCCCGCCCCCGCCCCGAGUCCCCUGAACGCCCCGGGCUUGGGUACCCGACCAGGCUGCGGCCACCAGCCCCGCGCGGGAGUCGGGGUCCUCCCAGCUCCGAGAGCCCGAGCCAACGCUGGAGGGGUCUGUGUCUUCCGGUACAGCGUGUAUUGACUAUGCCAAAGCCUUUGACUGUGUGGAUCACAAUAAACUGUGGAAAAUUCUGAAAGAGAUGGGAAUACCAGACCACUUGACCUGCCUCUUGAGAAACCUAUAUGCAGGUCAGGAAGCAACAGUUAGAACUGGACAUGGACCAACAGACUGGUUCCAAAUAGGAAAAGGAGUUCAUCAAGUCUGUAUAUUGUCAUCCUGCUUAUUUAACUUAUAUGCAGAGGACAUCAUGCGAAAUGCCAGCCUGGAUGAAGCACAAGCUGGAAUCAAGAUUGCCAGGAGAAAUAUCAAUAACCUCAGAUGCGCAGAUGACACCACCCUUAUGGCAGAA
This is a messenger RNA of Dama dama (fallow deer), 761 nucleotides long. RefSeq lists its product as uncharacterized. The transcript is spliced from 2 exons. Lineage: Eukaryota; Metazoa; Chordata; Mammalia; Artiodactyla; Cervidae. The coding region runs from base 55 to 486 and encodes 143 amino acids. The record is from RefSeq and is a predicted model, not a curated record.